This is a messenger RNA of Pomacea canaliculata, 4672 nucleotides long. RefSeq names its product HBS1-like protein. Gene Ontology annotation, molecular function: GTP binding; GTPase activity. NCBI's taxonomy places the organism in Eukaryota, Metazoa, Mollusca, Gastropoda, Architaenioglossa, Ampullariidae. The record is from RefSeq and is a predicted model, not a curated record. Gene Ontology annotation, biological process: translation.
GUAGAUAUGCUCUACGUGAAAGAACUUCCGCCAUGGAUGUGUUGCGUCAAAACUUUCGCCUUUUGCCAGCAAGAAAUUUGUAAACUCCUGACCAUUAGGGAAACAUUUUAUACUUUCUUCCAAGAUGUCAAGACACAGAAUUGUCCGUAGUAUGAACUAUGAAGAUGAGCGGUAUGAGGAUGAUGAGUAUGACAUGGGGCAUUCAUAUGAGGACAGAUACUGUGUGUCACCAUCAACAGCUGCCCAGUUUACCUUCAAUCGAGAUAGAGGUGUAGAUCUUUCUUCUUAUAUGGGGGCGGAAGAAAUACCUGAGGAAAAUGCUGAUGACAUCAGUAUGGAGGCGACAACCUCACCCAAACAAGAUGCAGCAUCAAAAGCAGACCAGGCACUGCUUCACAGCUGCCUUGAUGAACUGCACAAUAUCUUGGGUGACAGCAUUUCAGAAGCUGUUCUUACAGAUGCAGUUGUGCGGCACAAUUAUAAUUUGGAGGCAGCACUCAAUGAAGUUCUUAGUCAUCAGGAUGCCCCCAAGCCUCAAAGACCACAAAGAAAAAAAAGGGACCAUGCACAAGGUGUAGAUGGAGUGAGGGAAGAUAUAUCUACACAAACAAAACAGUCCAAAGGUGCUUUUGAAUCAUCUGGUCAAAAUGGCCCGACUGUGAUAACUGCAUCUACAAAAAAAGAAGCACAGAAGGGCUUUGACACUAACAACAGUUUUGUAGAGAAGCCACCUUCUGAUGCUGGAACUGUUGGUGUGAGUGAUGCUAUCUCAGUGGAGGGUUUGAAUGAAGAAGUGGCAGCCCUGACUGUAGAGACAACACUGGACAAAGACAAAAACCCUGCUUUGGCAGCCAUCAGCUCUUCCUCUUCGUCACGACCAUCGACUCCUCACAAAUUGGAUCAUCCCAUUGGCAUUCCAAAGUCUGCCUCCAGAUCUAAAACUGACAGAAUUGAUGCCAAAGCAGAGUAUGCAAAGCGCCAAGGGGACAAAGACCUUAUCAACUUAGUGGUCAUUGGGCAUGUGGAUGCAGGGAAGAGCACACUGAUGGGACAUCUUCUGUAUCAGCUGGGCUCGGUCCAGCAGCGUACCAUGCACAAGUAUGAGCAAGAGUCACGCAAGCUGGGCAAGAGCUCCUUCGCAUUUGCAUGGGUGCUUGACGAAACUGAGGAAGAGAGGAGCAGAGGUGUUACUAUGGAUGUAGCACAGACGAGCUUUGUCACAGAAAAGAAGAUGGUCACUUUGCUGGAUGCUCCAGGCCACAAAGAUUUCAUUCCUAACAUGAUUACAGGGGCAGCCCAGGCGGAUGUUGCCAUUCUUGUCAUCAAUGCUACUCGUGGAGAGUUUGAAACGGGCUUUGAAUUAGGAGGCCAGACUCGUGAACAUGCUUUGCUGGCUAGAUCACUGGGUGUUAGCCAGAUGAUUGUUGCAGUCAAUAAAAUGGACACUGUGGAUUGGGAUCAGUUGCGAUAUGAUGAGAUUGUGAAGAAACUGCGCCAGUACCUGAAGCAAGUGGGUUUCAAAGAGGCUGACAUCUCCUUCAUCCCAUGUAGUGGUCUGGCAGGGGAAAACUUGGCAAAGCCAGCUGAGGAUCCAAAACUUACUGCUUGGUAUAAGGGCUGUACAUUGGUACAGCAGAUAGACCAGUUCAAGAAUAUGGAGAGGCCAGUGGACAAGCCAUUCCGCUACAGCGUGUCCGACAUUUUUAAGGGAAGUACUGGGGGAUUCAGCAUUGCUGGCCGCAUCAGUGCGGGUUACAUCAGGCCUGGUGACAAAGUGCUGGUGAUGCCAGCUGGCAGCUUGGCCGGCAUCAAAACUGUAAUGAUAGAUGAAGUGCCAGCACAGAUUGCCUUUGCUGGCGACCAGGUGACUAUGGUAUUGACAGGAAUAGACAUAAUUAAUGUCAACCUUGGUAGCAUCUUAUGUGAUCCAACUGCUCCAGUUCGUUCUGCAACUCGUAUCCGUGCCAAGAUUGUCAUCUUCAAUCUUGAAGUUCCAAUGACACGAGGGAUUCCUGUUGUAUUUCACUACCAGAGCAUCAAUGAACCAGCUGUUAUCAAACGUCUGGUGGCCCAGCUUAACAAGAGUACAGGAGAAGUCAUCAAAAAUAAACCUAAGUGCCUGACAAAGAAUAGCAGUGCAGUUGUAGAAAUUGAGUUUGAACGAAGUCUUUGUCUCGAACUGUAUGCUGACUAUCGGGAUCUUGGACGGUUUAUGCUGAGGCAAGGAGGGCACACCAUUGCUGCUGGACUUGUGGAAGAGAUUCUUCAAUCAAAGUCCCAAAAAGAUGAACAGAGCUGAUGGAGGUACCAUCAGGCAAAAUAAAGUUGAAAGUUUUGACUUAUUUCACUCAUGAAAUCUCUUGUUGGAAGAAUGUUCAUAAAUAUUGACACACGCUGCUGUGAAAACAUCAGCAGUUGGGCAUGAAGGAAUUGUGAUAAUGUUUCAGAGCAACACAGUUGUCACAGCUCGGCAUGCAGUAUAGUAUUCAGAAACUUUCUGACAAGAAUGGGCACUUCAGUCAGGAUUGGUAUAAGCUUGAAUGCAUUGCUGCAUUUCCUUUUGAUGACAUAGUCAUGUGCAGGCAUUCACCUGCUAUCGGAGGCAUCCCAUUUUUGUCUUUAAGUGUUGUGGUGAGAGGGCUUACAUUUGAUUUCAGAGAUAUAUUUCAACUAAACAGAUUCUUCCAUAAUGAACAAGAGCAAAGCUUAGAUUAGAUGUUGAUUGGAACCACUUAAUACAGGGUGCAGAACACAGAAGUAACCCACUUCCUUUGGUUGAUGGAGAGUGUAGGAGUCACUGCAUGCAUUUUGUGCAUAUAGAUAUAUAAAGCAUUGUGAAACAAUAGGGAGGUGGGCUCCUUCCAUGUCCUUCACCCUGUGUUAGUUCCCUUGGACAGAGAAGUGAAAGUGUCAGUCCUCUUCACCUUCCCUCCCCCACUCCCAAACAGCCACAUAACUGUCUGUGUUCAGGGUUACAUUUGGGUGCAUUCUACAUUGUCAGUGUGGUCAUACCAUCUUUCUCUAUUCUGCUGUAGGUCCCUUUUAGGUCAAUCUUCUGCACUGCCCAUGGGUUGAAAUCCUUCAGAUGUAGGGCCUGAGCUGCCAUGGGGGUAUAUAUGCAUCUUUAAUGAGCAAACAGUGGAAACAAUGUGCAAUGUGUGCUUGCUGUGUAUCUUUGAGCUUGAGUUGCAUUUCUCUCCACCCCUCGCUUCCCAACCAAAUUUCUUGUAGUGCUAGGACUGUCCAGUGGCACAACAGUUAGGACCUGUCACCAAUAUAGUGAAGGCUGGCUGUCCUGGGUUCAGAUCUUGUCUUGGGCACGCUAUUCUUUCUCUGCAUGUAGCAUCUGUAUGCAGGGCUGGCUGCCUUGCCCUGAAAUAUCCUUAGCUGUUCGCUCGGUGUUAAUACAUCCAUUCCCCCCUCCCCUCACACACCUGUAGAUCAUGAGGUUACACCAUUUUAUUAAAAUAGUCUUCACUUUCCAUAAAUAACUAAAGAUCAUUACUGAAAAUGUGGGCCUCAGCAGCGUUCUGAUUUUGUAUGGUUUGUACAUAAUAGGAAGUUGGGCAACAGCAAAAAAAAAUUUGCUGGAAUGCAAUGUUCUAAACGAUUCAUUGUGUAUGGUGUAUCUCACCCAGUGCUAUGGUGGGACAAUACUUCGGGUGGGAAGGAUUUGCUGCAUCCACCUCUGAUGCAUGGAAAAGAUGAAUUCUUUGUAUGUGCUUCAGCUUGGGUAACAGCGUAUUAAACUCUCUUCACGUAGGUUUUAUGUGGUCAGCAAGGUUCCACAGCUCUAACUUUGGAUGUAGCAUGAAACAUUUGUAAAGGUGUAUACAUUGAUCUUAUCAAGCAAGAUGCAUAAUUUUAGAACACUAACAGAAGUGUUGACACGUAGUCUUUUUCAGCUCACUUGGUAAAGCAGAGUCUUGGUGAAUGUUGCACGUGUAAUUGUAGAGUAUGUUUCAGAAAAGUGAUGAGGCUUGUUAUGAAGGUACACUUGUGGAAUUCCUCUUUCAUGAUUUCUAGUCCGAAGGUAUUUUUACAGAUAUUUGUUGAGUAUGGGGAGACAUGGGUUUAAGUUCCCCUCUCCCUUGAAUCUGGUAAAUUUCCAUACGUGUUGUUGAAUGUGGCCCUCUGCUCCUCGAGGAGUAACAAGGAAUAAACUAAGUUGCGUAGUGUUAAUUAGCAUAAAGAACACACCAUUUUCAGGGAUGGUCUGCCAUCUGCAUUUGUGCCCGUUACCUGUGGUAGUCUUUUGGAAUGUUGUCCAUCACUGUGUCUGCUAUUGAUGCAAUGUUCGCAAGUUUUUUUUUUAGAUUGUACAUCAUGUACUUUUUAAUUGUGGCAAGACUGAUUACAGUUGAUGGAGACUAGUGCUAAGAUACUGACAUUUGUUUUCACACCCAAUGAAUAUGGAAGACAGAAAAACUGCUCGAUGUGAUACAAAAAAUAUCCAGGAAUACUGUUGGUACUCGCUGGUUUUCAAGAUAGGAUUGUGCUUUUAUACCUUAGAGCUGGACUGGCUCACCAUAAUCCAUUAUCAAAUGGCAAGAAGCUGCCAAGUGGAAUGAUGUUUUAUGACAGGAUUCAAAAACUUUUUGUCUUGGUUGGAGCUUUACUCAUGCAUUCAUGUCUCUGAAAGCAACUCAUAAAUAAAAAUUGGUGGUCUCUU